Aspergillus calidoustus is the source of this 1371-nucleotide messenger RNA. NCBI's taxonomy places the organism in Eukaryota, Fungi, Ascomycota, Eurotiomycetes, Eurotiales, Aspergillaceae. The record is from the annotation of a GenBank genome assembly.
AUGCUGAUCGAAACAGGAACGGUUGUUGCGUUGUAUACCGUUGGCGGCAUCUUUGGCUCGCUUUCGUGCAUAUACUUGGGAGACCUGCUUGGACGGAGAAAAGUCAUCUUCUGGACGUCGGCUGUUUCAAUCAUCGGGGCUGUUCUCAUGGCCAGCUCGUACAGUCUUGCACAGUUCAUUGUUGCUCGUCUUGUCCUCGGUGUCGGGACGGGUGGCUACGUCGCGACAGUCCCCGUCUGGCAGUCUGAAAUCUCGCAGGCGAACAAGCGUGGAGCACACGUCGUCACUGAUGGAAUCUUCAUUGGCGCAGGCAUCACCAUCUCCCUCUGGAUCGACUUUGGCUUCUACUUUGUAACCGGCAACUCCGUCUCCUGGCGCUUCCCGCUCGCCUUCCAGGUCAUCCUCUCCCUCCUCGUCAUGGCGUUCAUAACCAUCUUCCCCGAAUCUCCCCGCUGGCUCGUCAAGCAAGGCCGUAUCAACGAAGCCCGCGACAUCCUCGCCGCCCUCGCCGACGUGGCCCCCAGCGACCCCUCCAUAACCCAAGCCCUCGCAGACAUCGAGCGCUCCCUCGCCCUAUCUGGAUCUGGCUCCUGGCGCGACAUGCUCAGCAUGGGCGAGCAGCGCCUCUUCCACCGCACCGUCCUCGCAGCUGCGGGCCAGAUGUUUCAACAAAUGUGCGGCAUUAAUUUGAUAACUUUCUACGCGACCACGAUCUUCGAGCAAUACCUUGGGCUGAGCCCACUGCAGUCCCGCAUCCUCGCGGCAUCAAUGUGCCUCACACAGCCCCUCGGCGGGUUCCUCGCCUUCUUCACAAUCGACAGGCUAGGCCGCCGCCCGCUCAUGCUCUGGAGCGCCGCAGGCAUGUCCGCCUCAAUGGCCAUCCUGGCUGGAACAACGUCCCUAACAGGCAACACGGCCGCCCUCGUCGUGGCAGUAAUCUUCCUCUUUGUCUUCGAGUUCAUCUUCACAGUCGGAUACUCCGGGUUGACAUUCCUCUACGCGACCGAGGUCGCGCCGCUGCAGCUCCGCGCGGCGAUUAGCGCCGUCUCAACGGCUGCAGUCUGGACGUUUAAUUUCCUUCUCGCAGAGGUGACCCCCGUCGGCUUUAAUACGAUCUCGUACCGAUAUUACAUCAUCUUUGCGGUGCUGAACGCGGCGAUUGUGCCGACGGUGUACUUUUUCUUUCCCGAGACGAAUGGACGCUCACUUGAGGAGAUUGAUGAGAUUUUCCUGCAGUCGCGCAGUGUCUUUGAUACAGUGCGCUUGGCCAAGACACUUCCGCCUAUGCAUCUUGCUGAGAGUGUCGAUGGGGCUGGGACGCCGGAUGUUGUCGGGAGGAAGAGUAUUGAGGUGAAGGAUGUUGAGCGGUAA